Pyrus x bretschneideri (Chinese white pear) is the source of this 507-nucleotide messenger RNA. RefSeq lists its product as uncharacterized. Bases 1 to 507 code for a protein of 168 amino acids. NCBI's taxonomy places the organism in Eukaryota, Viridiplantae, Streptophyta, Magnoliopsida, Rosales, Rosaceae. The record is from RefSeq and is a predicted model, not a curated record. The transcript has 2 exons.
AUGUGGUGGUCUCAGUCAAAACCACUCAUCUCCACCGUCAACCUCCUCCUAUCCCUCCACCUCCACCUCCACCUCCACCUCCUUCCCACUCUCACUCUCUUCUCCUAUCCCGCCCUCCUCAACUGCUCCAUCGACUCCCCUGUCCUCAACAACUACAACUACUCCCCCAAUCCAGGAGGAUUUUUAGCCAACGGUGCUAAUAGUACUAGUACGACUGCUGCUGCUGCUGCUACUAUUUCUCCACCAUGUUGUUUUACAGGAUACGAUACGGUGAAGUUCAUGAGCAUGAGUAUCUUGGACUGCACGCAUUAUACGAGCGUGACGAAUACAGACGAACUGAAAGGGUUAGGGCCGUUGGAUUGGAUCUACGGGAUUAAGCUGAGCUUCGCAGUGCCGGAUACCGGGUGUGGAUGUGUGAGAGGUGUGCGCAGUCCGGCGGGACCUGUGGGUUUGAUGCCGAAACUGAAGGGUCUCUCUGCCUCUGCUCAACUUCCUCCAAUUUCAUAA